AUGUCCCAAACAACCUCGUCAUGGCCGUGGUUCUACCAUCUUUUUUUUUCGGUCCCCAGCGUCUCCACUUCCACUCUUCCGGAAAGGGAAGGUCUUGCACUACCUCAUAUUCAUGCCCAGGAAGGCAACUGUUUCCGUCGUACUUGGAAACGUCUCCUGGAUGGUCACUGUGGCAUCGUCAAUGUCAACCAUCGCGAUGCCAGGUUUGCAGAUCUGCCAUGUCAGAUCGCAGCAGUGGUGCCGCAAGGUGCACGAAAGGAUGGAUGUUGGACGGCUUCGGAGUGGUUAAGUCGAGAUGAGGAGCGCAAAAUGGCUCGGUUCGCUCAGUAUGCCAUGGCUGCGUCAGAAGAAGCUCUCGAAGACUCGGGCUGGAAGCCUACAGAUUUUGAACAACGAGAAGCUACUGGAGUCUGCCUUGGGUCAGGCAUUGGCAACUUUGAUGAGAUUUACGACACAGUUGUUGCAUAUGACAAGGGGGGCUACCGCAAAGUAUCACCUUUGUUCGUACCGAAGCUCCUGAUCAAUCUCGGGGCUGGACACAUCUCCAUGAGGUAUGGAUUCAUGGGUCCAAAUCACUCAGCAACAACGGCUUGUACAACUGGGGCUCAUUCUAUAGGCGAUGCUGCCCGCUUCAUCGCGUUCGGUGAUGCAGAUGUGAUGUUGGCCGGCGGAGCAGAGUCUUGUAUUCAUCCGCUAGCAGUCGGAGGUUUUGCUCGAGCCCGCAGUUUGGCUACGAGCUUUAAUGAUUCGCCUGAAAAGGCAUCAAGACCGUUUGACUCGGAUCGUGAGGGUUUUGUGGUCGGUGAAGGCGCGGCAAUGUUGGUCUUGGAGGAACUCGAACACGCAAAAGCAAGAGGAGCUCGAAUCUAUGCCGAAUUGAGAGGCUACGGCUGUUCUGGUGAUGCACAUCAUAUGACAGCACCUAAGGAGAACGGCGAGGGCGCAUUUCUAGCCAUGAGGAAAGCUCUGAAAAACGCUGGACUCCCACCUUCCGCGGUCGACUAUGUCAAUGCACAUGCCACCUCGACCGUGGUCGGAGAUGCAGCAGAAAACGCUGCCAUCAAGUCCUUGCUCCUGGGACCGGGAGGAAAGCAACGGGCGACGGAGGUUAACAUUAGUAGCACCAAGGGAGCCGUCGGCCAUUUGCUCGGUGGUGCAGGCGCCAUUGAAGCCUUGUUCUCGAUUCUCGCCGUUAACGAGAAUGUGAUGCCACCUACAAUCAAUCUGGAGCGGUUGGCUGAUGGGUUUGACUGCAACUAUGCCCCGAAACAGGCCCAGGAGCGCACCAUUGACGUGGCUUUAACAAACAGUUUUGGAUUUGGAGGAACGAACAGUAGUUUGUGCUUCUCGAAGCAUGCAGGGUAGGCGGAUUGUAUAUCAUAUGAUAUUGGCG
Messenger RNA from Aspergillus costaricaensis CBS 115574, 1393 nucleotides. RefSeq names its product putative beta-ketoacyl synthase (Cem1). Gene Ontology annotation, biological process: fatty acid biosynthetic process. The transcript is spliced from 8 exons. Gene Ontology annotation, molecular function: 3-oxoacyl-[acyl-carrier-protein] synthase activity. NCBI's taxonomy places the organism in Eukaryota, Fungi, Ascomycota, Eurotiomycetes, Eurotiales, Aspergillaceae. The record is from RefSeq and is a predicted model, not a curated record. The coding region runs from base 1 to 1365 and encodes 454 amino acids.